AUGUCACAAUCUGACUCUUCUCCGACGAAGAAACAGAAGCUGGAGGAUGGAUUAGGUAAAGGAAAAUCUCAGAACGAGAUUGGUGCUGUAGGGAUUCGAGAAGAGAAAGAUAAUGAAAUUGAGAAUGAUAAGGAUAAAAUUCCAGACUAUGAUCCUACUGAAAAUGGAUGUGGCGCGCCUACCUCUCCUGGUUACAGCCCUGAUUACUCUUACGGCCCUUCCUGUUCUUGUUAGUACCCUUGCUCUCCUGAUCACAUCCCUUCCUCUCCUUACAACCCUAACUCUCCCCCUACAUCUCCUAGUUACUACCCUUCCUUUCCUGAUUAUGAUCACUUCUCUUCCAAUCCUUACACCCCUCCCACUCCUGGUCGUCGCACCCCUUCCUCUCCUAGUCCUAGUUACAGCCCAACCUCUCCUAGUUACAGCCCUACCUCUCCUAGUUACUCCCCUCGAUACAUCCCCCCUUCCUCCCCUCAAUACCUCCCUACAUUUACUCAAUACACCCCUGCCUUAAGCGACAUGGAAGCUGAAAACAAGACAUCUGAUCAUCUCAAGGAGAUUGGUCAUGAAAGUAGCCAAGUGGGUGGUGGAAAUUACCAUGAUGCUGAGGGCACUCGCAUAAUUCAUGUCCCAUGUUUAAAGGUAGCUCUACUGGUUGGUGCUGCGGCGACUUUACGGUUUCUUCAGCACAGCCUUUGUGCUCGAAUCCGUAUUUUGAAGGAUUCAGAGGUUGACUUGAAGUCUGCACUAAGACCAGUGGAACUAACUGGAACUGUUCUACAGAUCGAGUUUUCUCAGCAGCUUAUCGACUCUGUUCUAGCAGAGAAAUUUGGUUACAAUAAUUUCAGGAGCAUCAUGAAUAAUAAACCCAUGGAAGAGGAAACUAAGAAACCAUCUUCUCAGAAAGAUUGUGAAGCUCUUACCGAGCAAGUCCUUACCGAGUCUGAACAUCUCACGUUUAUUGUGUUAGAGGAGAUAACAUGUGAUGGUCGACGAAACUCUAGAGAUAUGAAGGUUGUAACAGAUAUGGAAGUUCAAGUCAAGAUGCCAAAUGAACUCAAGAAGUCCAAGUGGUACUAG
Messenger RNA from Camelina sativa (false flax), 1080 nucleotides. The record is from RefSeq and is a predicted model, not a curated record. NCBI's taxonomy places the organism in Eukaryota, Viridiplantae, Streptophyta, Magnoliopsida, Brassicales, Brassicaceae.